This is a messenger RNA of Euleptes europaea (tarantolino), 502 nucleotides long. It is a transcript of the gene TMEM234, whose product is annotated as transmembrane protein 234. Bases 84 to 485 code for a protein of 133 amino acids. The transcript is spliced from 5 exons. The record is from RefSeq and is a predicted model, not a curated record. NCBI's taxonomy places the organism in Eukaryota, Metazoa, Chordata, Lepidosauria, Squamata, Sphaerodactylidae.
UGCAGUCCUCCAUUCGAACGAUGACUUUCAGUUUAAGUGACGCUCUGCGCCGCUGUUUUUCCGCAACUCUGUAGCCGAUCGGCAUGGCGUCGCUAGGUGAAGUUGCAGCUUUGGUCUUGGUGGCAGCUCUUUGGGGAGGAACCAACCCAUUUUUGAAAACAGGGACUGAGGGUCUGGAACAGGUGAAGAAGGAAAACCGGGCACUGCAGUUGCUGGCAGAAAUGAAAUUCCUUUUUCUCAAUUACAAGUAUGCAAUUCCAUUUAUGCUCAACCAGUGUGGCUCGCUCAUCUACUAUCUUACUUUGGCUUCCACAGACCUUACCUUGGCUGUGCCUCUUUGCAAUUCUUUGGCUCUGAUGUUCACCGUGGCAACAGGGAAGAUGCUUGGAGAAGACAUUGGCAGCUCACGUGCCGCCCUGGGAAUGCUGCUGACUGGUUUGGGAGUAGCUCUCUGCAUAGCCGAGUCUGUGGAUGAGAAACCAUGAGGAGAGGGUGCCAGAGA